This is a messenger RNA of Triplophysa dalaica, 1918 nucleotides long. RefSeq names its product tripartite motif containing 55a (gene trim55a). The transcript has 10 exons. Gene Ontology annotation, molecular function: zinc ion binding. Bases 364 to 1662 code for a protein of 432 amino acids. The record is from RefSeq and is a predicted model, not a curated record. Lineage: Eukaryota; Metazoa; Chordata; Actinopteri; Cypriniformes; Nemacheilidae.
GCGCUGUGACAGCUACGUCUUAAGUACAGACAGCUUCAUUGACUGAACGCAUUGCAAAGCUUUCCAGGCAGUGCCCGCUUGUGGCUCCGGGGAAUUGCGCGUUCACGAGUUUGAGGAGGUAAAACAGCUGCCCGGUCUCGCGCUGAGGAGUUUUCAUAUAUGGUCACGUAAUCAUGGCAACACCGACGUGCCAAUGCUAAAAACAGAUCUGACACGGGCGCGUCGAGGGUGACCAACCGUUUUCUCGCGUGUCCUACAUGGGGAGACGGCAUAACAACUUCAAUUUUCCCCCUCAAAACAAAGUGAUCGACCCGCUUGGCGACCGAUAGUUUGGAAUACACGUACCCUAGAAAGCGCGAGGCCAUGGAAAGUUUGGAGAGGCAGCUGAUAUGCCCCAUCUGUCUAGAGAUCUUCACUAAACCGGUGGUCAUCUUACCGUGCCAACACAACCUAUGUCGCAAAUGUGCCAACGACAUCUUUCAGGCCUCGAACCCCUACUUGCCGACGCGGGGAGGUUCUUCAUUGGGUUCUGGAGGGCGGUUUCGCUGCCCAUCCUGUAGACAUGAAGUGGUUCUGGAUAGACACGGGGUGUAUGGCCUGCAGAGAAACCUGCUGGUGGAGAACAUCAUAGAUAUGUACAAACAAGAAAGCAGCAGCAGCAGUAAGCCAGAACCACCUUUGAAGAACGAUGAGCUGAUGUGUGAGGAGCAUCCGGACGAAAAGAUUAACAUAUACUGUGUGACCUGCUCCUCUCCCACUUGUUCAUUAUGUAAAGUGUUCGGGAGUCAUCAGACAUGCGAAGUCGCUCCGCUUAAAUCCGUCUACGAGACACAAAAAACAGAAUUGUCAGAUGGUGUAAGUGUGUUGCUUGGAAACAAUGACAGAAUUCAGGGCAUCGUUAGUCAGCUGGAAGAGAGCUGCAGAACUGUGGAGGAAAAUGGUCGUAGGCAGAAGUCUCGUGUAUGUGAAUGGUUCGAUCGUCUGUAUGCUCUGCUGGAAGAGCGCAGAGGAGAACUCGCGCUGAAGAUCACUUCAGAACAACAGGAGAAACUUGAUUAUAUCAAUGGCCUACAGCGCAAGUACAGAGAGCAUCUGGAUAAAUCUGCCAAACUGGUGGAGACGGGAAUUCAGACAUUGGAGGAAUCUGAGAUGGGCAUAUUCUUGCAGAAUGCAAAGCCACUCCUACAACAGAUAGCAGAAGGCAAAAAUGUGUCUCAUUUGGAAAAGGUGGAGCGUGGCUACGAGAGCAUGGAUCAUUUUUCUGCAAACUUCAAUCAGGAAAGAAGAGCAAUACUUAGCAUAGAAUUCACCAGGGAUGGAGAUGACAAUGAAGAAGAUGAUGAUAAUGAUGAAGAAGCUGGUACCAUCAGUCCUGAGAUUCAAGCAUCUUCAGGGCCUGCACCAACCCCUUCACAGCAGAGACAAAUCCCUUUACCAAACUCCCCACCACUUGUAUCAGAGCCCUCUCAAAUUGUGUCAAAAUCCAACCAUUCAAUGAAUAUCACAUCAGGAGAAAACACACCCUCGGCCACGCCCACUCCAGAGCACAGUAAUAACCCUUCUACAGAUGCAUCUGCUCAAGUAACUGACAGUCCCAGCCAUACAUCAGAGGAUGGAGCCCGGCAUGUGUUUGCCUUUUCCUGGCUAAAUUUGCCAAAAUAGCCACCACACAAGUUGGUGAAUCUGCAACAUCACUGUGAUGACAGGCCCGGGGCAGAAGCCUGCAUGUGCACAUCGACGCUUGCUUAAGACGUUCCAGAAAUGCUUGUUGUGCUUUGAAUGAGUUUAGGACAAGCAAAAAUAUGCUUUUAUUUACUAUACAGUGAUUGAAAAUGUGAAACACAACCAUGUAAUAUUAAUUGUUUUUCUGUAGCACACUGAGAAUCACUAAUAAAGGAUGGUUAUCAGGAAGUGUAAA